Drosophila ananassae is the source of this 7083-nucleotide messenger RNA. It is a transcript of the gene sr, whose product is annotated as dendritic arbor reduction protein 1. Bases 777 to 4256 code for a protein of 1159 amino acids. Gene Ontology annotation, biological process: regulation of transcription by RNA polymerase II. NCBI's taxonomy places the organism in Eukaryota, Metazoa, Arthropoda, Insecta, Diptera, Drosophilidae. The transcript has 5 exons. Gene Ontology annotation, molecular function: DNA-binding transcription factor activity, RNA polymerase II-specific; RNA polymerase II cis-regulatory region sequence-specific DNA binding. The record is from RefSeq and is a predicted model, not a curated record.
GCUCGUGCCAGUAGCUUUUCGACGGCUCAACGGCUCGUCUCGCAAUUUUUCCCAACUAUCAACAAAUCGCGUGCAAAAAUCUUUUAAUCGCGCGCGCUUUUAAAUUUUUCAAAGACAUUUUUCAUCUAUCUGAAAUAAUUGCAAAAUCAAAUAUUUUUGCUUGAAUAAUAUGUGUGCUAAACAUAAUCCAAAGACAUUUUCACCGAAAUUAAUCAAAGUUUUAUGAAACCUAUAAAUUAAUCAAUUUACCGUCGGCAGUUAGUGAAUAUAUUAGUCGUAUUUUUGAUCAAGCUUUUUAGAUCUAUUUAGGCUAGAGUUUUAAACGUCAAUUUGAGAAUUUAAUCAAUGUCAAUGUGAUUUUAAUGUCUGAAUGUUAUUCUACUGUAGUGUUUUUAAUGUUAGACGUUUUUUAUAAAUAUUUUUGGUGUUUAAGUGUAAACAGAAUAAGGUGAAAAAAUUAUUACUAGAGUCUUAAGAGAUGCUUCCAAAUCUUCAAUCAAAAAUGUAUAAUCAACGAAAUUCAUAAAGACUGAUAUGAAUUUAAAUAAAGAUAACUAAACUAAAAAAACCAAUCAGUGAAAACCAAUCAAGCUAACCGCAAGUGAACAAAGUACAAAAAUAUUAAAAUGUGUCAAUUGUAUUUAAGUCUACCGAAGAGUGAUCGCUAAACAAACAAAUGGAGUCUCAGCUUAUUAGUUUGUGUUUAAAUUUUUUGUUUUUCGUCAAUUUUAUUUUAUUUUCCCACCGGCCAAAGUGUAACGCGUUCAACCACAAAAAUGUUGCUGACAAUGCGGCGUCAAAAUGAACUGAUCGUAGGCAGCCAACAGCAUCCAUCAGUAGCCGCAGCAUCUGCCGUGGAAUCGGUAUCCAGUGCCACGCCUCCACCAACCGGACAGAGUCUCAGCUUAGUGCCACCAGCAGUGGCAACAUCCUCGGCUUCGGCAUCCCAGCAGGAUUCUCUCAACACACCAACGACCCCCUUAUUGGGUCUCAGUCGCAAUCCGCUCCAGUUUGCACCACCGCCUGCACCACCAAUUGCUGUGCCCAGUGCCCCAGCUUCAGGACCUGCUUUCGGCUAUUACCAGAGCCAGAGUGGAGGACUACCCCUUCAUCCAAUUUCAUCUGCAACCACUGAAGCAGCGGGAGCACAACCCCCACCUCCACCCGUGGAAUUGGACGAGUACGUGGACAUAUUGCAAGUGCAACAAUUGCUCCUGGACUCCUCGGCAGCCGCUGCAGCAGCAGCUGGAAGCCAACCACAGACAUCCGAACAGCAGCAACACGAACAGUCCUCAGCUCUACAGCAGCAACCAACAGCAUUGCAGCAAGCUCAGCAACAACAAGUUGUUGCCAAGCCGCGACCACGAAUAAAUCUGCAAAAGGCCUCGGAAUACGCUGCUCAAUUAGCUCAGGCCGAGUCCUCAUCGCCUGGCUCGCGUCGUGUCCUGCUUGAUUACCCGAAUCCUUACUUGUACGGCAAUCAUUAUCACCACCAUACGCCGCCAAGUGAGGACCUAGUGGCCCUUUGGUUCGGCAGCAAUGGCUCAGGCGGCGUAGCCCCUGGAACUCCAUCAGCGGCCAUGAUCAUGGAAGGGCUUGAAACCCUGGUGGCGCCAACCCAUCACGCAUUCCUGCUCACCGAGUCGGCCGCGGCCGCCCACUUCAAUGUGCUGAGCUUCGACACCUGUCUCUUCAAGACGAGCACGGCGGCCCAGAGCAGCGGCAGCCCGUCCACAGCGGCGGCGGCCACCUACCUGAGCCCGGCCCAGUUCGGCAGCAACCCCGGCGGCAGCACCUCCUCCGCCGCCUCAUCGUCCUCGUCCUCGCUACUCCACUACAGCAGCGCCUCUGCUGCGGCUGCCGCUGCUGCAGCAGCUGCUGCAGCAUCCGCCAACAAUUCCGUUCUGCGUGCCCGUAACCAAACGGCCACGCCCACCCAGGGCGGCAGUCCCGGACACGUGGCAGUGCAGCCGAGUGCCAGUGCCACCGCCAGCAGCGGAAGGAGCUCCGCCUCGCACCUCAGCCUGUUGAACACGAGCGGCCAGCAGAGUCCUUCUUCCGUGGCCGUCGAGCAACAGGUGGAGGCCCACAAGCAGCUGAUUGAGGCGCUACCCGGUGACCUCAACACGCCGGUGACCACUUCCAGCGAUAUUCCAUCAUUUUUCGGCCCCAGCACAGUGGUGGAACCACCUCCAAUUACUGGAUCCAUUGAAUCUGAGGAUCUAUCGUUGGAGCCUCAAGUCAUUUCCGUUGGCAGUCCCGUGCUAUCUCAUUGCAGUCCCUUGAAGGAGGAGCGUAGUACACCGCCGGCAUUAACCAUUGUCAAGGAAGAAUCAAGUAAUAAUAGUUGUAAUAUGUACCCCCAACACAACAACAACAACACAACAUCAUCAUCAACAACAACUACAACAACAAGCAAACAGACAACAAGCGAAAGCAACAACAACACAGAGGGAGUUGGCUCACCCGGCAACAACAACAACAAUACACAAUCACACCAACAGCAGCAACAACAACAGCUACAUCACAACAACAACAAUAGUAGCAGUAAUGCGAAUUGCCACCACAGUCACCAGCAACAACAACAACAACAGCCACACAUGAGCUCCCCGCAACAUCAACAUCAAUACCAACAACACCAAAUAUUACACCAACAGCAACAACAACAACAACAAUUGCCACAUCACCACCACCAUCAUCAUCAUCAUCACCAUCAUCAUAGUCAGCUACAACAACACCAACAACAACAACAGCAACAUCCACAACAACAGCAACACCAACAACAGCCCCUACACCAGCAGCAACAACAGCAACUCCAACACCAGCAGCAACACCAACAACACUAUCAACAUGCCAUCCAACAACAGCAGCAACAGGCUAGCAAAAUCUCAUAUCGUGGAAUUUUUACCACCACAGGCAACGCGAUGAAUGCAGCAGCCGCAGCCGCAGCGGCGCAACAGCAGCAGCAACAACAGCAGCAGCUUCCCUCCCCGCAGCUGAGCGUUCUGCCCGGCCAAAUGUCGCCGCCCUCGAACAGUCUGGGCAACAGCUGGGGUCUACCGAGUCCGGACAAGGCUCUUUUCCAACCCCCAAUGUUCAGUCUGCCCGCUCAUUAUGCCACCACCAUGCAACAGCAACAACAGCAGCAGCAGCAACAACAACAGCAGCAAUCUGCCUCGCCAUACGACGACGGACGGGCCGCUGUCGCUGCCGCAGCACAGCACGCUGAGCUUCUGGGCCUGACCAUGGAUUGCACGCCCCUCUUGCUGAAGCAACCACCUCCAACCUACGCCGGAUCCACCGGAUUCGCCAGCCUGGCAGAACUCCAGAGCAGCCACGAGCAGUUGCAGCAGCAGCAGCAGUACAAUCGAACUGUGCAGCCAAAGUACCAGUGGCUGGACUCCCCAGCGGACUAUGCCCAGCAGCAGCAACAGGUGCAACAACAACAGCAGCAGCAGCAACAGCAGACUUUGGUGUUGCCGGGACCCACAUCUUCGGCGAGUUCCAGCAAUGCCGCUCUGGGGGUGCUCAUUCCCAAGCAGGAGAGCUACCCGGACAUGCAGCCCAGCUCGAAUGGCACAGGCUACUCUGCUGGAUCCGGAGGAAGCUCCUCUGCCGCUGCCGCCGCCGCCGCAGCAGCAGCCGCAGCAGUGCAACUGGCGGAGUAUAGCCCAUCCACCAGCAAGGGACACGAGAUCCUGUCGCAAGUUUACCAGCAAAGCAGUGUACCCUUGAAAUUGGUGCCCGUGAAGCCAAGGAAGUACCCCAACCGCCCCAGCAAGACACCUGUGCACGAGCGACCCUACGCCUGUCCGGUGGAGAACUGCGAUCGCCGAUUCUCCCGCUCCGACGAGCUCACCCGCCACAUACGCAUCCACACAGGCCAGAAGCCGUUCCAGUGCCGCAUUUGCAUGAGGAGCUUCAGCCGGAGCGACCACCUGACCACCCACAUCCGCACCCACACCGGCGAAAAGCCCUUCAGCUGCGAUAUUUGCGGCCGGAAGUUCGCCCGCUCCGACGAGAAGAAGCGGCAUGCCAAGGUGCACCUGAAGCAGCGCAUCAAGAAGGAAAAAGUUCGUGGCGAGCAGCAACAGCAACAACAGCAGCAACACCAACAGCAGCAGCAGCAGCAGCUCCAGCAACAGCAGCAACACCACCACCAACAGCAGCAGCAACAUCCCCAGUACCAGCACUCCCAUCACCACCUUCUGCAGGCCGCCGAUCUGGCCAUUGUGACGUCGAGUGCGAGCAUGUAGAGACUACCGAAUUCAGCAUCCGCCGAGGACAAGGCCAGGGAUAAGAUUCGUAAAAUGAAUCUGGCCCUGGCCUUGGACCUCGACGAGUGCGCCUUUCCCUUCGAGCUGACCUCGGACUACGGCACCCUCUCGCCCCUCACCAGCCCAGUGCCGUUCAACUACGUACUGAUGGGCCAGGACUCCAGCCAGCCCUUCUUCUACAAGGACCGAUCGCCGGCCAAUUGAAUGGGUGUCCGCCAAAGGGAAGAUCAAUCGCCGAUGCUGAAUAAUCAUAAAUAGUAUAUCGAUAGACGUAAAAUGGGGUAAAAUCUAUGCAAGACAUUAAAUCGUAAAGAAGCAACACAAUAUGCUAUAAUUAGCCUAGUUAAUAUCUCGAACACACACAACUUACUAAAUGGAGGGUUUAGCAAGAAGCACGCAGAGCAAAGCAAAGCCAAGCAAAAACAAAACAAAAUAAAACAAAGUUACUAACCAUACAAAGCCUAACUAAAGCAAGUUGAUCAAUAAUAAUAUUAUUCGAUAGUUAUGAAAUGGGAAAAUAUUUAACUUAUGUCUCUAAUACUGUGAUCUCAUGUGUAAUAAUUAUUAAUUUUAAAUUCUUUACAUAACUUUACAUACAAAUAACCAGAAAUAAUUUUAAAAAUUAUAAUCCUUUCGCCUUUGCCUAGCUAAUGUUCAUUUUUAAAAAAUGCUAACACAAGCACACACACACGCACCCACACACACACACUAAUUUAUUGCAUUUUAAAAUAUUUAUACAAAUAUCUAUUAUAAUUAUUAACUUAUUGUCUUAAAGGUUUAGAGUUAGGUUUUAACAAGCAGCAGUACAUUGCAGUACAGCAGUACACACAAAUCUUAGCAUAUCGUUUUUUCCUCUAAGCAUUAUGAAUUGCAUAAGUUACAAAACAAAAAAGAUUAAUUUUAAUUCGGAAAGCGGAAUAUUCGUGUGCUAAUUGGAAGCGAUGAGGAAAUCGUCUAGCCAAGUGAAAACUGAAAAUUGAUAAACGCCCCUUGUACUUCCCUAAUUGAUUUGAAAUCAAAGCGGAAAAAUAAUACUUAGUUUUAUUUCAUUACAUUAAGUAUAUGUUCAAUCUACUGUAGAAACUUAUUUCUCCUUAGUUUUUAAUUCGAUUUAAGUUUAAUUUUUACAUUAUUAGUUUAUUUUACUUUUGAAAAUACAUAACAAUUUUUAAAAAACAUUUCUUUUGUGUUAUUUUUAUUUGACUUUACUCCAAAACACACUGGAAUAUAAAGGUGCAAGCUAAGGAAUGGUUUCGGAGCGCAGAUCGUGGCAAGAAAUGUGGGUUUCGUGUUAGACAAUAGGAACAAUCUCGGUCCUCACUCAGUGCGGCAGAGGACAUGCUCUCUUUUCUGAAGUUUUCUACUAUUUCCCAGAACCCAUUGGCCCCAGCUAUAUAUAUUUUCAUAUGGCUUUGAAUGACACUGUAUACCCAAAAUGUAUGUUAGGCGUAAGAAUAUUUAAAACUAGUUAUCGUAUAUGAUGAUCAGCUUAUUCUGAAUGAGUCUGGCAACUCACAAAUUAUAGCCUAACGAACUUGAAUCGAACUAGAAAGUGUAGAACCAACACGAAAUACAAAAAUGUUAUGCAAAUGGAACUCUUGUGCCACGUGACAAAUAUAUUUGUUGAUGUAUACAGAAUGUACCCAUAUAGUAUAUACAGAGAGAGCAACGAAAGUAACGAUUGCUUAUAAUGUUUUAAAUUCAAAUCUAUUUUUUAGCAAAAUAAUGAAAUAUAUAUUUUGCAUAGCCGCUAAAAUCAGACACAAAUUAGCAUUAGGAUGGAAAAAGGUUAAAUCUUCCGAAAAUAGGAUUAGGAAACGGGCGGUGCCAAGGAAAAUUCAAAGUAAAUAAAAGCACUUCCCGCAUUCAAAAUGGAGCUACAUUAAUGUUUAUAUUUGUAUUGAAAAUUUGUCAUUUCUUAGCUAGAGUAAGUCACAAAGUAUCCAAAGUAGAAAGGUGUGUGUGAAACUAAUGUGCCAUGCGAAAUAAUGAAGCUUAUAUAAACAAAUAUUUAAGAAAUAGAAAAAGAAUAAUUAUAUAUUUAAAGACAAGAUUUUGAAAUUUUAAACGUUGUGAUUUAUAUUGUUCACUUGAUGCAUGGUUCAGUGUUAAUAAUUAUUAAUAAUUACUAAUCGGAAAGCAGAAACCCCAAAGUCAGGAAGUGCUAAGGACUUGAAUCUUAGGUGUAUUUAAUAUGUACAUAUGUAGAUGUGUUUAUGACUCAAGUUGCUUAUGGACAGUUUUUCUUCCAUACAUACAAUACCUAAACGAAUAUACCAUUCACUCAAAUAAAUGUAUUUUAUUGAUGCAUUCUUAGCUAGACAACAAUUAUUCGUAGCUAAGCAUAUUAAAACCGGACAAGAGACAAUUUAAUGCUCAAAAAGGACGCUUGCAGUGUGUUUUUUGUAGAUGUUGCAUUGCGAAAAAUAUGUAUUUUACUUGUGCGUUAAAUGCGUAGACAAAUUAUCGAUUCUAAAUGUUUUUUGUGUGCACAUUACCUACUUAAUUACCAUCUAACAGAUACUCUAAGUAACCUCUCAAUUCUUAAGCUCUAGUUUCGAAGACUGUCUUUGUGUUUAAAUCGCUAGUUCUAUCAUCCCGAGGGGGAGGUCUGAGCCUCCUCCUCACUAUAUCAGUUCUUUGCUACAAGUUUAACAUCUAACAUAUAUCCCUAACUAUAAGUUUGUAUUUUAUGUCAAUGUAAACUAACAAUAUUCUAAUUACAUAUUAUACACAUAACUAUAAAGCAUAAUAUGCAAAUUUGGCAACCACUUUUUGAACAAAUUAAACAAAAUUUAAAAUUCAA